This is a messenger RNA of Dendrobium catenatum, 979 nucleotides long. RefSeq names its product proteasome subunit beta type-3. The transcript has 7 exons. Gene Ontology annotation, biological process: proteasome-mediated ubiquitin-dependent protein catabolic process. Lineage: Eukaryota; Viridiplantae; Streptophyta; Magnoliopsida; Asparagales; Orchidaceae. The record is from RefSeq and is a predicted model, not a curated record. Gene Ontology annotation, cellular component: proteasome core complex, beta-subunit complex; proteasome core complex. Bases 132 to 746 code for a protein of 204 amino acids.
UUAACCCUUUCGUGCUGAUCAAGUUGAAUCACCGAAUAGGCAAAAGCCGAGUACAUCAUUCUUGCGUCGCUCUCCGUCUUUGCUCGACCUCGUCUCACUCCGUUCUGCCUGAUCCACUCCCGGCGACGCCGAUGUCGAUCUUUGAGUACAAUGGAAGUGCUUUGGUGGCGAUGGUAGGGAAAAACUGUUUUGCUAUUGCCAGCGAUAGGCGCCUCGGCGUCCAGCUCCAGACCAUCGCCACGGAUUUCAGGAGGAUUUAUAAGAUACAUGACAAGCUAUACAUUGGUCUUUCCGGCCUCGCUACCGACGCACAAACCCUGUAUCAAAGGCUGGUCUUUCGGCACAAGCUGUAUCAGCUUCGCGAGGAGAGGGAUAUGAAGCCGGAGACGUUCGCUAGUCUCGUAUCUGCCCUACUAUAUGAGAAAAGAUUUGGCCCAUACUUUGUCCAGCCAGUAAUUGCAGGACUGGGAGAUGACAACAAACCGUUCAUUUGUACCAUGGAUUCUAUUGGUGCCAAGGAACUUGCAAAGGAUUUUGUGGUUGCUGGAACAGCUUCCGAGUCACUUUAUGGUGCUUGUGAGUCCAUGUACAAGUCUGACAUGGAACCUGAGGAGCUUUUUGAGACUAUUUCACAAGCAUUACUUGCAUCUGUGGAUCGUGAUUGUUUAAGUGGCUGGGGUGGCCAUGUCCUAUUUGUGACACCAACUGAAGUGCAGGAGAAGGCCCUAAAAGGAAGAAUGGACUAGACUCGAUUAAUCCCUGCAACAAAGAAUUCAAACGGUUAAUUUUAUUUGAUUCCGUUGCUCUGUAGUUUAACAUGAUUUCCAUAAACCUCUGUGCUAUAAGAAUGCAGCUCUUUUUAUCUGGGUUCCUUUUACAGAGUACUCUCAGAUUGUCUGUCCUUGAGCGGCUCCUUUUGUACUGCUGACUAAUCAGUUGAAUUGAUAUGCAUUGAGUUACUAUUGAUGUUUAUUUUCUU